Loa loa (African eye worm) is the source of this 1662-nucleotide messenger RNA. RefSeq lists its product as hypothetical. Gene Ontology annotation, molecular function: monoatomic cation transmembrane transporter activity. The transcript is spliced from 12 exons. Lineage: Eukaryota; Metazoa; Nematoda; Chromadorea; Rhabditida; Onchocercidae. Bases 1 to 1662 code for a protein of 553 amino acids. Gene Ontology annotation, biological process: monoatomic cation transport. The record is from RefSeq and is a predicted model, not a curated record. Gene Ontology annotation, cellular component: plasma membrane.
AUGAAUGGAAGUAGUGGAAAUAUCAACAGAAGACAUUGUCUAUAUGACGAAAGCAAAUUAUUAUCACAAGUGAAAAGGCGACGAUUCCGGAGUGAAAAUAAAGAGAUGGAUAUUGCGCAUAUCGAUAGUGAGCUGGACGGUUUGGAAACAAAAUUUGAAUCGAAUAGUGUUUGUGUACUAGCUUCACUUGAUGGUCCAUCGUGGUAUAAGCAUGAAGUGACUGACAGCAACUUAAACAACAAUGAUGUGACUGAUUUAACACCAAUGUUAAAAAAAGUGGGAGAGGUGUUAAAUCCGAAGGUCGCUAAAGGCGAAGCAAACCCUGCUUCUAAUAGUGGUGACAGUAUACAGGCUGCUUCAGAUGAAGAUUUUAGUUUUACUCGUGCAAGCGUCCCACACUCAAGCAUGCCUAUUACAUCUUCGUGUAGUUUGUUUUUACAGAUAUUGUUUCCAUUCGUUCCUGCUGGUCUUGGGAUGGUUUUUGCUGGCUUUGUUCUUGAUAUUGUGCAACACUGGAAUCUGUUUGUCGAAGUACCUGAAACAUUCAUUUUGGUGCCUGCAUUACUUGGCUUGAAAGGGAACCUUGAAAUGACCUUUGCAUCCAGAUUAUCAACAUUGGCUAAUACAGGACGGAUGAACUCAAAUCCAAAGAAGAUUAUUAUUGCAAACAUGGCUCUUAUUCAAGUACAAGCAAUUGUUGUAGCAUUCCUCGCUUCCAGCUUUGCUGUUGCGCUUGCGUGGAUACCAAAAGGGCAGAUUGAUUGGUCUCAUGCUUCUUUAUUAUGUGCAAGCAGUCUAACAACAGCAUCACUGACAUCGUUAGUGCUUAGUACGGUGGUGAUAUGUGUCGUUUUAAUUUCACGAAAUUUCGCCAUAAAUCCCGACAACAUUGCAACACCAAUUGCUGCCUCAUUGGGUGAUCUUACCACCUUAGGAGCUCUGUCAUUAUUAGGUUCGAUAUUUCUUCAUGCACAUCUCAACGAGACUUGGCUUAAUGUUGGUGUAGUUGUAACAUUCAUAAUGGCAACACCAUUCUGGAUUUAUUUAGCCCGAAAGGAUGAAGGUACAGCCAAUGUGUUAGAAAAUGGUUGGUCACCUAUUAUAUUUAGCAUGUUAAUAAGUAGUACCGGUGGUUUUGUGCUGGAAAGUACCAUCAAACGAUUUCCGAAAAUUGCGAUGUUCCAACCUGUUAUAAACGGAGUUGGUGGUAAUCUUGCAGCUAUUCAAGCUAGUCGUCUUUCUACAUUCUAUCAUCAACACUAUCCAUUUGGAACACUAAGCGAGGCUUUAUCAAGUCACUUAAGUUGUAAACGUGCACUUUUUUCUGAUGAUCUAGAUGCGCGUUCAGCUCGUGUGUUGCUGUUGUUUGUGGUUCCUUGUCAUAUGUUCUUCAAUUGGGUUAUACAGAUUUUACACAAAGGGAGUAGUCUACCAUCUGGGCCACUUUUUACUAGCAUAUAUAUCUGUGCAGCGUUAGUUCAGGUUUUAUCACUGCUUUAUGUGUGUCAGUUACUCGUUGCCUUGUUAUGGUCAAUAGAGGUGGAUCCAGAUUGUGCUGCAAUACCAUAUUUAACAGCCCUUGGUGAUUUGUUUGGUACAUUUUUACUAUUUUUAAUAUUUUCUUCUUUUUCUUGGUUUAGCAAAGGUCGAAAUUUUCGAUGA